AUUGAUGGAAUGGUUGAUUAAGCUUGUGUAGAAUUUUCAAUUCACAUUUUUUUUUUCCAAUCAUGGGCGGUUUUUGCUACUUCUGCACAAAACUUGUGUGGCUCAGUCUCGGCCAGAGUUUGCAUGCACAUGCACAAGGAUGUGUAGAAUGCAAGUGAAUAGACUUCACUGAAUUUACAGCAAUCUUGGUCACCGUAGUUUUGGGAAACUUGUCAAGAAUGUUUUCAAUAACUAUGGUCUAGAUUAAAGAUAUUUUCUUUAAGUAAUAAAGCUAAAGGGAAACGAUGUUUCAGCUUACUUGGAAGUAUAUGUAUACUAUAAGGAGCAAUAUCGACUAUUUUAUAAUGCUCUCAUAGUCCUGUUAUGAAGCGCAAACCUUGUACUAGAGACGUCACUUUUUGUACUUCCAGGGGCUACAGAAAAACAACCAUAUAAGAUAUUCAGAAAAUAAGAUCAUAUUCGAAAAUAAGAGACUAAACUGGGAAUUUCCCUUAAUUAGCUUCAUGAUUAACGAAAGUGGAUCUCUGAGGCACAUCUCUCCCUAAUUUUCACACUGAAGAAAGUGUGGGCUUGUACAGAGUGGCAUGCUUCAAGUUGACUAGGCAAUUUCAUUUUGCCUUCAAAAUGUAGGACUACAGUAGGCACCCUUUAAUAUGAACAUGAAGAGACCUUCAAAAAUUGGUUGUCUUAUCAACAGCUUACUUAGCCAUUUGCCUCGUGUGCCCAUUUUCUAUGGCACUCGCGAUUGACAGUGCCGAUUGUCACAUUACUUUGUUCGCUGCUUUUUGAGCUCUUGGUUUCUUUUUCCUUUCUCUUCAUUAUUGACAUCAUACAAGUUUGAAUCUUUUGUUUCCACUCAUUUAUGUAAAAUUCUGCAUUUUUUAUCAUAUGACCUAAUUUUGCACAGCUGGUUUCCCGAUUCCUUUGUUGACAGAGGUGUCAGAAAUGCUCAGGGUGAGGUAAAAGAGGUCUAGUGGGGUUGAGGCGUGCUGCCCAAGUUUGGUGUGUCUGGCCAAAGCGCAUGCAUAGGAAAUCAUUUCAAAAAUUUCGGUGGGACACUGCCAUGUUUGCCACCACUCAUUUAGCUAAAAUUAUUUGCCACGAGCUUUGUCUUCAAGCUUCUGCAGCAAAUAAGAGACAGGCAGACUUCCUCAAUAUGGUCUGCUUUUUCUUUGGUUGUGUGCAUCUAUGUGUGAUGAAUGUUGAUCAGAGGUCACCCUUGAGUGCACGUGGAUCUUUCAAUUUUCUUGAAAUUUCUAUCGCCUCCUCGGUUAUAUUAGUGCUUCAAACACAAUGUGUUCAAGUGAACAGAAUGCCAUCUUCGGGACACAUAUAGUUUUUAAACACGUCAUAGUUUUCUUUUUAAUUAAUAAAGGGUGCUUCAGUUUAUUGGAAUUUGUUGUUGCUAAAGUGCCGAAUGGCUCAUGCAAUUUCAUGGCAGUGUAAUAGGAUAAAUGCAAUGAAUGCGCACAAAACUGUGCUCUGCUUGACCUUUUUGAUUUUAUUUCUUGUGAUAUCACAACUGCAAACCGUAAAACAACAUUUGCAUUUCAUUCAUUACUAAGCAGAAGUUGACAGAGAACAAAAAGAAAAGCCAGGCAAUGUGUGUAUUCCAACAACCAUACACCUGAAUAGUUUAAUGAUUCGACAUUUUGUCUCAUCACUUAGCUUCCAUUUUAGAUGUUCAUGUGUCUUUGUUGCUCUUCAUAAGCUGCAUAGGUCCAGAAUGUGCGUGCUUCUUUUUCAUAUACUUCUAGAGGAAUUAGUUUGUAAAAAAACUGCACACUACAGGUAGAGAUAACUGCACGUCACAAUGCAUGCAUAGCUUUAGUGGUAGCAGUUACCGUGCCCAGACAAUUUACUGUUGCAACUGAACCCUCCCCCCAACCCUCAAGCACACAUGCACACACUAACAAAAGCUUGCAGCUUGCCUUAUUAUCCUAUUAUGUCAUUAGAGGUGUGCUACCAGUGUCACAUAAGUAAUGUAGAUGUUCACUGACUGGUGAACAUUUAGGUUACUUGCAUAUUGGCUAUAAACUUCAAUAAGUCCGAAUGAAGCCUGAAAGACACUGUUAGACGUCACUGUCAACAGCCAUCGAUAUUAGCCAUGCAGCACUGUUAGAGUGCAAGUGUGCACACUGAGCACCGAUGCAAAAAUGAAACAUGCGAUUUGCAUUCAAGACUGCCUAUUCUCAGUGCUUCUGCUUUGAAAUUGCACACACAUCACGGGUCAUUGGCUUUGUCAAAAGAGUUGCAUGCCAGGUAUCGGCAAGUGGGGUUCAAUCUUGCACGUCUACUGUAAUCAUUCAAGUAGUUUUCCAUUUCGCAUUUGACUGCCCUCUAGGCUGCAGAGCAGGCAUACAUGUUGUCACUCACAUACACUCACCAUUCAAUAAGGACAGGUUCAACACGUGAGUGCCUCAUUCUGUAUUCACAGCGAUAUGUCUUGGGGUUGCAAGCAAGCACUCGUUGGCUUGGGAAGCUUUUUUGCUCCACAUGUGUUACUUUUGACAUCCGUGGCUGCUAUGGGAAACUUCAGCCAUGUUUCUUUCUCUCUCUGCAGCAUUGCACUUUAUAGAUCUUGACCAUGCUGAACAUGUUAGAAUUUCCCCAUCAAAAGACAGAAUUUCGGUACACUGGUCUAAACUGUUAUCAGCAAAGAAAGCUUUAGAUGCAUCACUGCUGUUCUUUCUCACAUGUGGACUGCAUGAUAAGCUGUAAGAGUUGCGAAUUUUAUCAUGCUUAUGUGCAAGUUUUAUUCUUUUCACAAUCUCGUCGCUGCUCAUGUUUCGCUAUCACCACCCUCUAACCCCAUUACUGAGUAAUCAACUGAACAUUACUGGUUAACUUCACUUAUUCCCUUUCAUUUCCCUCUCCUUUUUUUUUUGCUGCGAAUGUGCCAUUUUAAUUUGUGCAGACUCCGUUGCUGUGGAUCACCGCCCUGAGCAACAAUCUAUUCCAGACUCGCGCAUGGGAAGUCGCAAGAAGGGAAGGAGUCUGCGGCGGUGUCUUGUGUGUGGCUACACUACAAUUUUCAAGUCGAGCAUGCAAAAUCACCAAAGAAGACACACGGGUGAGCGCCCGCACCAGUGUGACUACUGCAGCAAGGCCUUCACGAGGAAAAACAACCUAAUUGCGCACCUACGUAUGCAUACCGGCGAGAGACCCUUCCCAUGUCACCUCUGCCCCAAUGCCUUCACGCAGAAGAGAAUCCUUGAGGCCCAUAUUCGAACACACACGGGCGAGAAGCCGUUUAAGUGUCGGUUCUGCCCGACUGGUGCGGGGGAAUUCGACUACCCUGACCUGGACAAUCAGAAUGGUCAACAGUUCACAGCACUCUGCCCAUUUUGUUGCACCACCUCGUCAGCCUCCGCCCCUAAUGUUGUGCCUUCGCUGCCGCAUAUGACGCUAUCACAAGGCAAUCGGGAAGCAGGAGUUGAAGCCAUUCUCAGGGAAGUCGUCGUACCUGAAGUGAGCUGCAACCUGGUCAGGUUCUCAGACCGCAUCUUCCAGCAGUCUUUUGUGUCGUGUUCGGGAAUCGUCUGUCUUGCAGGUACCGUCAAAUGGCAGCACAGUGCUCAUCAGCACGCAGACAACUCGUCUGCCACUCAAGCGGGACAACAUUUCUCACACACAGAAGUUAGCAGAAGUGGCCUGUGCCCCUCUGAAAAUGUGGACGUCGAACAGCACACUUGCAGCUACUGCAACAAGUCCUUCACAACGCGUGGCAGCCUGACCGUUCACCUCCGCAUCCACACCGGCGAGAGACCAUUUCGCUGCAACCUGUGCCCUCGGGCCUUCACGCAGAAAGUGAACCUCAAGUAUCACGUGCUGACGCAUACCGGGGAGAGACCGUUCCAGUGUCGCUUUUGUCCCAUGGCCUUUGCCCGCAAGUUGUCGCGGAGGUACCACGAACAUCGCAUGCACUUAUAAGGGACCGCAGCACCUUGAAGGGCUGGCCGCACAGUACUGGUGACAAUUGCUGGUGGUGAGCAUUGCAGGAAACCUUCGCAAGAGAGAGGUUCUUGCUCGUCUUCAGUUGCUAUGAGAGUGUCAGGAUUGUCAGGCUUUGCAAAAUGGCAAUGUUUACAUAUAGGUAAAGAGACACUUAAGUGGAACAACUAAAGCUACUUCAGCAGCAUUCCAAAGGCCUGGAGAGAAUGGCCACAGCUAGUCAUAUAGGGAGCUUGAAUAAUGCGGUAAGACAGUUUGCAUUACAGAUAAAACAAUGAAAGAAAUGUGAUUUAAUGCUAUCUGCUUAACUAUGCAGUAAUUUUGCAGCUGCGCUACAGAGUAUUGUGAAAUAUAAAUGCGUGACAGUGGGUACAACUGACAGUACGUUCUGAUGAUUGAUAUUGUUAUAGAGGUAUUUGGAAAGGACGAACCUGCGUAGAAAGCAGUGAAGUAGUGGCAGGCCAUUUGCUGGAACUGUCAGUGUAUCACCUUCUUGUCUACCUUUACAUGUCAAUACUUUAUAUGCCAGGUAUUUCCAUGAAGACUUUUAGUAAUAUUUAAGCAGAGCCAGUUUGAAAUAAAAGGACAAUUCCUUCGAAGCCAUGCUGUGAGCGGUGGCGACCAUGGGGUGAUGCGUGAUGAAAUGUAAUUAGUCCUUAAUUAACAAUAAUCUAAUAAUUAUCAUUUAGACUUCAUUUCAGCGGGCUCAUCAUCAUCAGGAAAUUGAAGCGAGCUCCUUGUACGAGCCUCAUCAACUUUUGGAUCGGAAAAUAUGCGAUUACCCGAGUAACUGCGGCCCGAGGAAUCUUGGAUAUCUGAGCAUGUUAAACUAAAACUGGGAGGCAGCACCGUGCAUGUAGUCACACCCUGUGAAACAAUAUUCUGUUUGCUUCAUCCAGUGGCAGGCCAGCCUGCGAGCUGCAACAGCCAGGAGCAAAGAGCUGCAACACGCUGGCUACCCACUGCUAAAUGAUGCAAUCUGAAUGUUGCCUUGAGGGGCCCUGCUAGGCGUGUGCCGCAGCCUCCAAGUUUCAGUUUUGCACGCUCGGAUAGCUGAAUUUGGUCGUGCCACAGUUCUGCAGGUAAUCACAUCUUUUCAGAUGCAAAAGUUGGUGUGACAUUUAUGGGGGGGGGGGGGGGGGAGGCGCUCCCUUCAAUUUGCCAUAUACGAUGAGCCCACUGAAGUUAUAAGCUUAAAAGUUAAUUAUUAGAUCUUUUGCAAUUAGUGACUAAGUGCUUCGUAUCACUCGUCACCCCAUGGAAGCCACCGCUUACGGCAUAUUUUAGAAGGAACUGCUCUUUUAUUUCAAAAGGGCUCUUUUUAAAUACGACUGGAAGUCUUUGUAGAAACACCCAGUAUACAUUUGUGUCAGGCAAACUCUGCGUAACAAUAUAUUUUCACAUUGAAUCAAGACUUUGUGUGAUGAAAGCAUUCCAGUCAUGAAGUUGUUGUGCUUGGCUUGUCCAAGGUUGCUACAAAAUGCUCUUUCCAGCUCACAUUGAGAGAUUCACCUACUUCGUGAGAUGCUCGCGCUUUUACCUGGAAAUCAAUGCAACAGACGGAUUACAUCCAGAAUUCUGCACUAUAUUCCAUGUGUGCCUACAAGACCAUUGUUGAGGAGUUGGUGUUAAAGAGUUGCCUCAGUGUUCUUAAGUAUUGCUGCUCUGCUGUGUGGUGUGGUGGUGUUUAAUGGUGUACCUCAUAUAUGCCCAAUUAUUGUUCGUCCUUGGCAUGUUUUUUUUCUUUUCUUUUUUGCAUUGUGUCGUUCUGCCUCAGACCAAAUGUAGGUUGUGAGAGUUCCUUAUCAAAGUGCAAUGGAUGACGAUUUCACUGUCAUGUUUAUGCACAGUGUAAUAGUAGUUCCACUCAACACAAUGUGGGUGGCAGUGUUGGAGGUUGUGUUCGUGUUUUAUUUUGAUCUGCAAUGUUGUUUACUUCCUGCGUUUCACAAUCAGUGUGCUUAGAAUGGCAAAAGCAUUUCUUAAAGGCACUUCAGAAUGCUGAAUAUAAGUUGUAAAUCUGCACCUAAAUUGUGUAUUGCUAACAGAAGCUGUGGCUAAAGCACCAAAAAAUUUCAAAGCAAAGAUUUACUUGAGGGAAGGUUUACUGGCUGCCUUUGGUAUUUCUGUACUAAUAAAAACACGUUCAUUUCUUCAUUUUAUUGUUGCUUGUUGUCGCUGAAGUACCAAAAGACGCAUGUAAUUUUAAGGCAGUGUGAUAGGAUAAAUGCAAUGAACAGAAAAUAGUGCUCCAUUGAUAACUUUAAUCUCACAAAUGCUAACCAUAAGGCAUAGAAUGCAUAUAAUACAUUAGCAAGUAUAAGUUGACAGAGGAGAACAAAUAAAGCCAGGCAAUCCCGUACUCUGACGACUACACUAAAUUA
This is a messenger RNA of Dermacentor silvarum, 6338 nucleotides long. RefSeq names its product zinc finger protein 674-like. The record is from RefSeq and is a predicted model, not a curated record. Lineage: Eukaryota; Metazoa; Arthropoda; Arachnida; Ixodida; Ixodidae. The coding region runs from base 2971 to 3933 and encodes 320 amino acids. Gene Ontology annotation, molecular function: RNA polymerase II cis-regulatory region sequence-specific DNA binding; DNA-binding transcription factor activity. Gene Ontology annotation, biological process: regulation of transcription by RNA polymerase II. The transcript is spliced from 4 exons.